AUGAAACUAUUUAUUUUAAUAUUUUUGCUAUUCAAUACAAUAUUUUGGAGUUUAAUUAAUUGUGGGGAAAAUGAUUUGAAUUUAAAUGAAGGGACUAGUUCUAUAAGUAAUGAAGUUUUAGAGAAAUUAAAGAAAAUGGCCGAAUCGUCGGUUAAUCCUCAAAGUCAGAAAUAUAAAGAAUUGUUAAAACCUAAGCGUAAAAUUAAUAAAAAUACAAAAAAGGACAUAAAUGGAAAUGAAUUGGGAAGAAAAUUAAGGAAAGCUGAAUCCGAUCGAAAAUACUACCGUAAAAAUAAGGAUAAGAUUAAUGAAAAUAAUCGGACUUAUUAUAAAAAGAAUGAAGUAAAGAGGCGAGAAUGUGCAAACAAAUAUUAUCAAAAGAACAAAGAAAAGAAGCGAGAAUAUGACCGAAAGAAGUACAUAUAUCAAAAAUAA
Messenger RNA from Meloidogyne enterolobii, 435 nucleotides. The record is from the annotation of a GenBank genome assembly. NCBI's taxonomy places the organism in Eukaryota, Metazoa, Nematoda, Chromadorea, Rhabditida, Meloidogynidae.